AAUUAAACAGAAGAAACCAAAAGAAAAAAAAUCAGAGUAAAAAGGAAACCCUAGAAAUCGAUAAAUACCAACUUGUUCUUCGAUUCGAUUCAUCUUGUGUUUCAUACUGCCAUGGAGAAGAAAGAGUUGAACAAGCUAAACCAUCUAUCUCUCGUCUCCAACAUUUGCAACGAGUUAGAGACGCAUCUAGGUCAAGCGCCGAAGGAUUUGGCCGAGUAUAUCAUCCAUCUCGGCCGCAACUCCGAGACCUCCGACGAACUCGACAAGAAGCUUAAGAAGGACGGCGCAGAGCUUCCUGACUAUUUCGUCCGCUCGCUGUUAACCGUAAUCCACGGGAUCUACCCUCCGCAGCCCAAGUCCGACGAUGUGGAAGAAGAUGGCGGAGAAAAAGGGAGAUUCAAAGGCUUGGCGAUUAGGGAUACUAAGGAUAAGGUCAAGGAGCUCGAGAAGGAGAUUGAGAGGGAAGCUCAGGAGAGACAGAGAGAGGAGGAUCGGAAUCGGAGAGGUUCCGGUAGGGAUAGGGAUCGAGAUGAUAGAAGGGAUCGGCAUAGAGAUAGGAAUCGUGGAGAUGAAGAUGGUGAUGAUAGAAGAAGUGGUAGGCAUAGGGGAAGAGACCGUGGUGAUGAUGAUAGAAGAGGAGAUAGGCAUAGAGGAAGAGACCGUGGAGAUGAUGAAAGAGGUGAUAGGCAUAGGGGGAGAUCACGUGGCGAUGAUGAAGGAGGAGAGGGAAGAAGUGAUAGGCGUAGAGAUCGUGGUGUGCAGGAUGAGUACACUGGUGCGAAUGAGCCUGAGCUGUAUCAGGUAUACAAAGGAAGAGUGACUAGGGUGAUGGACUCUGGCUGCUUUGUUCAGUUUGAUAGGUUUAGAGGGAAAGAAGGUUUGGUCCAUGUUUCGCAGAUGGCUACUAGAAGGGUUGAUAGGGCUGAGAGUGUGGUGAAGCGGGAUAUGGAAGUUUACGUCAAAGUAGUAUCCAUUAAAGAGGGUGGCAAGUACAGUCUUUCCAUGAAGGACGUUGAUCAGAACACGGGGAGAGACUUGAUCCCGCUGAAGAAGCCGUCAGAUGAUGAUGAUUUAGGGAGGAGUAAUCCGUCGUAUAGAACAAAGGAUGGGCAAGUCACCAAGACUGGGAUUUCAGGGAUUCGGAUUGUUGAGGAGAGUAAUGUCGCGCCUUCACGUAGGCCAUUGAAGAAGAUGAGUUCCCCUGAGAGAUGGGAAGCGAAACAGCUCAUUGCUGCUGGUGCCUUGAAAGCGAGUGAGUUUCCUGAUUACGAUGAGGAUGGAGAUGGGAUGCUUUAUCAGGAGGAAGGUGCUGAAGAAGAGCUUGAGAUUGAGAUGAAUGAAGAAGAACCUGCUUUUUUACAAGGGCAGACCAGGUACUCUGUUGACAUGUCUCCUGUUAAGAUCUUCAAAAAUCCAGAAGGUUCCUUGAGUCGUGCUGCUGCGCUUCAGUCUGCGCUCACCAAGGAGAGGAGAGAAAUGAGGGAACAGCAGCAGAGAACAAUGCUUGACUCCAUCCCCAAGGAUCUGAAUCGUCCUUGGGAAGACCCUAUGCCUGAAACUGGUGAAAGGCAUCUUGCUCAGGAGCUUAGAGGUGUCGGGUUAUCUGCUUAUGACAUGCCUGAGUGGAAGAAGGAUGCUUUCGGUAAAACUCCAACUUUUGGACAAAGAUCAAAGCUUUCUAUCCAGGAGCAAAGGGAGAGCCUUCCUAUAUACAAGCUGAAGAAGGAGCUGAUACAGGCUGUGCACGACAACCAAGUUUUGGUGGUCAUUGGUGAGACUGGGUCAGGGAAGACGACACAAGUUACUCAGUAUCUUGCAGAAGCAGGUUACACAACGAAAGGAAAGAUUGGGUGUACUCAGCCUCGUAGGGUUGCAGCAAUGUCUGUUGCAAAGAGAGUAGCUGAGGAGUUUGGUUGUCGUUUGGGAGAGGAAGUAGGAUAUGCAAUUCGGUUUGAGGAUUGUACUGGACCAGAUACGGUGAUCAAGUACAUGACUGAUGGUAUGCUUCUAAGGGAGAUUCUGAUUGAUGAAAACCUCUCUCAGUACUCUGUUAUAAUGCUUGAUGAAGCUCAUGAGCGGACAAUUCACACUGAUGUGUUGUUUGGUCUUCUAAAGAAGCUGUUGAAACGCAGGCUUGACCUUCGUCUGAUUGUCACAUCCGCCACAUUGGAUGCAGAGAAAUUCUCUGGGUAUUUCUUCAACUGCAACAUCUUUACAAUUCCUGGAAGAACCUUCCCUGUAGAGAUUCUGUAUACCAAACAGCCAGAAAGCGAUUACCUGGAUGCAGCUCUGAUCACAGUUCUUCAGAUUCACUUGACUGAGCCAGAGGGUGACAUUCUUCUCUUCUUGACGGGUCAGGAAGAAAUCGAUUCUGCAUGCCAGUCUCUGUACGAGAGGAUGAAAAAUCUGGGUAAAAACGUUCCUGAACUCAUCAUACUUCCUGUUUACAGUGCCCUCCCUAGUGAAAUGCAGUCUAGAAUAUUUGAUCCUCCUCCUCCUGGUACCCGGAAAGUGGUUGUAGCUACAAAUAUUGCAGAAGCGUCUUUGACAAUAGAUGGAAUUUAUUAUGUUGUUGAUCCUGGGUUUGCAAAGCAGAACGUGUAUAAUCCAAAGCAAGGACUAGAAUCGCUUGUCAUAACUCCAAUCUCACAGGCAUCGGCGAAGCAGAGGGCUGGACGCGCUGGCCGUACUGGUCCAGGGAAAUGUUACCGUCUCUACACAGAGAGCGCAUACCGUAAUGAGAUGCCUCCUACAUCAAUCCCUGAAAUCCAGAGGAUUAACCUUGGAAUGACAACCCUGACCAUGAAAGCAAUGGGUAUUAAUGACCUGUUGUCGUUUGAUUUCAUGGAUCCACCCCAACCGCAGGCGUUGAUCUCUGCUAUGGAACAGUUGUACAGCCUGGGAGCUUUGGAUGAGGAAGGACUGUUGACAAAGCUUGGUAGAAAAAUGGCUGAGUUUCCUCUUGAACCACCGCUAUCUAAAAUGUUGCUGGCGAGUGUGGAUCUUGGGUGCAGCGAUGAGAUUUUGACGAUGAUUGCUAUGAUCCAGACGGGAAACAUAUUUUAUAGACCGAGGGAGAAGCAAGCUCAAGCAGACCAGAAGAGGGCAAAGUUUUUCCAGCCUGAAGGUGACCACUUGACAUUGCUAGCUGUAUAUGAAGCUUGGAAAGCUAAGAACUUCUCAGGUCCAUGGUGUUUUGAGAACUUCAUACAGUCAAGAUCACUACGACGUGCUCAAGACGUGAGGAAACAGCUUCUCAGCAUUAUGGACAAAUAUAAACUAGAAGUGGUGAGUGCGGGAAAGAACUUCACGAAGAUAAGGAAAGCGAUCACAGCAGGAUUCUUCUUCCAUGGAGCAAGAAAAGAUCCUCAGGAAGGUUACAGGACGCUAGUGGAGAAUCAACCGGUUUACAUACACCCGAGCAGUGCAUUGUUCCAGAGACAACCAGAUUGGGUGAUAUAUCACGAUCUUGUGAUGACGACCAAGGAGUACAUGCGAGAGGUGACCGUGAUUGACCCGAAGUGGCUUGUUGAGCUAGCUCCAAGGUUUUUCAAAGUGGCUGAUCCAACCCAUAUGAGCAAGCGUAAGCGCCAGGAACGCAUAGAGCCUUUGUAUGAUCGUUAUCACGAGCCCAACUCAUGGCGUCUCAGUAAAAGACGUGCUUGAGAGAGACUUCAAGUUUUAUUCUUCCUUUGGUUUAUUACGCAAAUCCUCAAAUGUCCUCCUGUUUUUUCCAUCUUUCUCAUGUAUUCAAAGCUAAAAACUAACAGUAUGCUGGAUGAGUAAAAGACUCGUGUUUUUCUUGACAUGUAUGUGAUUUUGGAAGACAUUAUUUGUCACA
Molecule: messenger RNA, 3841 nt
Organism: Brassica napus (rape)
Lineage: Eukaryota; Viridiplantae; Streptophyta; Magnoliopsida; Brassicales; Brassicaceae
Product: probable pre-mRNA-splicing factor ATP-dependent RNA helicase DEAH5
Exons: 2
Coding region: 112-3666 (1184 amino acids)
Biological process (GO): spliceosomal complex disassembly
Cellular component (GO): catalytic step 2 spliceosome; intracellular anatomical structure
Molecular function (GO): ATP binding; RNA binding
Source: RefSeq, a predicted model, not a curated record